Messenger RNA from Guyanagaster necrorhizus, 831 nucleotides. RefSeq names its product Nep1-domain-containing protein. Gene Ontology annotation, molecular function: rRNA binding; rRNA (pseudouridine) methyltransferase activity. The record is from RefSeq and is a predicted model, not a curated record. Bases 1 to 831 code for a protein of 276 amino acids. Gene Ontology annotation, cellular component: small-subunit processome; nucleus. Gene Ontology annotation, biological process: rRNA base methylation. The transcript has 4 exons. Lineage: Eukaryota; Fungi; Basidiomycota; Agaricomycetes; Agaricales; Physalacriaceae.
AUGACGGAUAGGCCUACGCGACCACUUCCUGCGUCGAAGAAGAAAAAGAUCGCCGCACCCACAUCGCUCAAGGCAGAGCCCUUCGUGCCCAAUCCCAAUCCGCUGAUGCUCCCUGUGCAGGCGCAUGUGCCCAAGGGUAUAGCAGCCGCGUCUCAACGACGUCUUUUUGUCGUUUUGGAACAGGCGUGCUUGGAGGCUUACCGUAUCUCGAGUGGGAGUGCAAAGGGCGCAAGACACGGGAAGGGAGGCGAGGGUGACGUCAAGUAUACCUUGCUCAACUGCGACGACCACCAGGGUAUCCUCGCCAGGACGGGAAGGGACAUCGCAGAUGCUAGGCCUGAUAUUACGCACCAGUGCCUGUUGACUCUCCUGGACUCGCCUCUGAACAAAUCUGGUCUUCUUCAAGUGUAUAUCCAUACUGCGAAAGGUGUGCUUAUCGAAGUCAAUCCGCAUGUCAGGAUACCGAGGACGUUCAAGCGCUUCAGUGGAUUGAUGGUCCAACUUCUCCACAAACUAUUUAUUCGUGGUGUCAAUGGUCCAGAGAAGCUGUUAAAGGUCAUCAAAAACCCCGUCGUCGACCACUUCCCACCCAACACCAUUAAACUGACGCUGUCGGGCGAUGCUAAAACGCAGCGACUUUCACAAUACCUACCCACGCUACCUCAGAGUCAUAAUAUUGCUGUUUUCGUGGGCGCUAUGGCCCGUGGGAGGGACGACUUUGCGGAUGCCUACGUUGACGAAAAAAUUAGUAUCAGCGAGUACCCGUUGAGUGCUAGCGUUGCUUGCGGCAAGUUUUGUUGUGCGCUUGAAGAGCUCUGGAACAUCGUCUGA